UAGGGAUUUAGGUAGAGGCAAUUUUCGUGGUCGUCCAUCGAGAGAGAGCAGGCAUGGCGAAUAGCAAGUACGAGUACGUGAAAUCGUUCGAGCAGAGCGACGCGCUGCUGCCGCACACUUGGAUCGUCAUCCGAGUGGACGGGCGAGGCUUCACUCGCUUUGCGCAGGUGCACGGGUUCCAGAAGCCGAACGACGAGCAGGCGUUGCACCUGAUGAACGAGUGCGCCACGGCUGUGCUGGAGGACAUUCCGGACAUUUGUUUUGGUUAUGGGGUCAGCGAUGAGUACAGUUUUGUGCUGAGGAAAAACAGCACCCUCUUCCAACGUCGAGCCAGCAAGCUGGUGUCAAUCGUAGUCUCUCUGUUUUCGGCAACGUAUGUGAUGAAAUGGGGUCGUUAUUUUCCGGGGACCGAGAUGCAGUAUGCUCCUUCUUUUGACGGGCGAGCUGUCUGCUAUCCAUCCGACACCAUCCUCAGGGAUUACUUGUCAUGGCGACAAGUAGAUUGUCAUGUCAAUAACCAGUAUAACACAUGCUAUUGGAGUUUAGUACACUCUGGGUGCAGUCCGGCUGAAGCUCAGAAUGUUAUAAAGGGUACACUAGCUGACUUUAAAAACGAGCUUCUUCACACUCGCUUUGGCAUCAACUACAAUGACCUGCCUGCUAUUUUCAGGAAGGGGUCUCUUGUUUUCAAAAGAAAGGAUGAAAACAUAGUGAAAGUUGAGAAUGGUGUGCCUAUCAAAAGGCAAAAAACUAUGGUGGUUGUUAGCCAUGAAGAUCUUAUCAAGGACUCAUUUUGGAAAGAGAAUCCGUCUAUUUUGGGAAGUGCAAAUUCGAAAAAGGCCAAUCUUCGAUCGGCAGCACUGACAGAAAAGGAUGCUGAGACGUCAGCGUUCAAGAACGGCUCCGAGAUGAUGAUGGAGGUUCACAGCUGACAUUUUUCUUAUGAGCGAUCAGGAGACCUGCUAGCCAUGCCAUAUUCCGCUGUACAUAUUCUGCUCGUAUUCUCCAGUAAUUUUUUUUUUCGAGUUGAAGUACAUGGCGACUUCCCAAGGGGCUGUUUUCUUUUCUCGGAUUUGAAAUAUUUUAGGAAAUUUUGGAGAUCGCAGGAACGCUAUGUAAAAAGUAAGUCCACCUUCAAGCUCUUACAAAGUAGGAUAGUUUUCAAGCUUUGACGAAUGAAAAGUCCGGGUUUGGCGACCUGCGUAGCGAUAUUUUCGUAAUUCGAGAAUUACCAAAAUUGGGUGGUUCCAAUACAUCAGUUCUGGCUCAAUGUUGUGUGGAACACUUGUAUAUGCGAGUCUGCAAACACAUCAAUGAACAAAUCCAUGUAUACUUUGUGCAGGAAAUUUAUAGCUACGGUUUGCAGGAACUUUCUGCCAAGUACACUGGGAACUUGUAGAGUGUACACGCACAUAUUGCUCUACCGUCAUUUGCUAAAUCGUCUGUGGGGUCAAAGCAGAAAGUAGUCAUUUUUAACAAUGUACACUGUCUAUUGUAUUUCAAGACAUGAAAGAGAAG
This is a messenger RNA of Marchantia polymorpha subsp. ruderalis, 1518 nucleotides long. Lineage: Eukaryota; Viridiplantae; Streptophyta; Marchantiopsida; Marchantiales; Marchantiaceae. The record is from the annotation of a GenBank genome assembly.